AUGGAUCAUUACCUGACAACCUACAGGAAGGACUAUUUAUGGCCCAACCUGCCUGGUACCACUGAACAGCUACAGGCUAGUGGUGCAGGAGGUGGUGCCGGAGGUGGGGGCGGUGGCGGUGGUGGUGGCGGCAUUGGAGGACCUGGCUUGGCAGAUAUUUCAAAACUCUCCGGGCAGGAGUUAGCAUUCUACCAAGCAUGUCUACAACACUCCCGGCCGCCGGACUGCCGAUGCCCCCAGUAUUCUGGGGGGGAGAUGCCUGUACUACCACCUGGGAAGGAAGGAGGAUGGAGUCGUAAUGAGAUUAUGGGACCAAUGUUGGAUCCGAAACUAUAUCCAGUCCGUGUUGGAGCGGCUCCAGAAACACCUACAUCGCGAUAUGAUCAACCAAAUGCAUUCUUGGAUAAGUUACAAUCAAAGUACCCGAUGCUGUACAGCAUCCUGCAGAACGAAGCCUCCCCAGAGCUGAAGCAGAGAAUAGACCGGGACCGCAACAAGACCACUUACCAGGUCGACUUCUGCGAGUCAGGUCCCGGAGCCAAGUUCGAAGGUCUCCAACGAGCAGCAGACGAGAGCGGCACGGGUCCGUGUGCGCAACCGAUGCGCUUGCCCGGGGAUCCAUGCCGCGUCGGGCCCAAGCCACCCAAGGCUGCGCCCAAGACCAUCUCCAAGCAGGCAGGCGCCGGCGCCACCAGCGAUCCCAGAGCAAAAUGCGAAACGACAUCUGCCACUCCACCGCUUGGACGCACGGAGUACCAGGACGGCGUGUCCAAGCUCGGCGCCAUCAUCAUGCGAGACAAGCUGCAUCGGAGGUAG
Messenger RNA from Spodoptera littoralis (African cotton leafworm), 816 nucleotides. The record is from the annotation of a GenBank genome assembly. Lineage: Eukaryota; Metazoa; Arthropoda; Insecta; Lepidoptera; Noctuidae.